AUGGAACAACUGUUAGUGCUUCUUAUAAAGCCUGAUGAACUGUCAUGUGCUGUUACGGAAGAAGGCAUGAACGUGCUUCAGAUGGAAAAUUCUGAUUUUAGCCCCACCGGUAUCUGAGUCAUGGAGUGAGUCAUAGCCAACAUUUAUCAGUCCGGAAUCAUCUGAAUUUUAAAUAUGACAAAGACUUUCCAAAUGAAAUUCAAUCAUGCAUUGAAACAAGGCCAUGGAAGUAUUCUAACUGUCCUGUUUCUUUUGGAUUUAACUCUAUUCUUAAUAUGCAUCAGAGAACCCACACCCAAGAAAAGCCUUUUAAAUAUUCCACAUGUACCAUGAAUUUAAUGUCGAAAAACAGCUUUUUAUGCAAAAAGCAGUUUAUAGAGAAAGAUCAGCACCAUGUACAUGAGAAAACAUCCACUGGAAGAAAAUCAUAUAUGUGUGCUACAUGUGGCAAUUCGUUUACAAAAAAGAGUACUCUCACUUUGCAUGAGAAAUUACAUACUGGUGAGAAGCCUCAUAAAUGUGCCAUCUGUGACAAGAGUUUUACACAGAACAGCAUCCUUUCAGCACAUGAGAAGAUACAUUCUGGAGUGAAGCCAUAUAAAUGUGCAGCGUGUGACAGGAGUUUUAAGACAAAGACUCAUCUUUCAACACACAAAAAAAUACACACUGGAGAGAAGCCAUACGUAUGUGCCAUAUGUGGUAAGAGAUUUUCACAAAAGGGUAGUUUGCUAGCACAUGUAAAAACACACAUGGGAGAGAAGCCACAUAAAUGUGCCACAUGUGGGAAGAGUUUUACACAUAAGAGCACCCUUUUAGCACAUGAGAAAAUAUAUUCUGGAGUGAUGCCUGAUAAAUGUGCCACCUGUGACAAGAGUUUUAUACAGAAGAGCAUCCUUUCAGCACAUGAGAAAAUACAUUCUGGAGUGAAGCCAUAUAAAUGUGUUACUUGUGACAAGAGUUUUAAGACGAAGGCUCAUCUUUCAAGACAUGAAAAAAUACAUACAGGAGAGAAGCCAUAUGCAUGUGCCAUAUGUGGUAAAAGGUUUUCACAAAAGGGUAGUUUGCCAGCACAUGAAAAAACACACACAGGAGAGAAGCCACAUAAAUGUGCCACUUGUGGGAAGAGCUUUACACAGAAGAGCACCGUUUCAGCACAUGAGAAGAUACAUUCUGGAGUGAUGCCUCAUAAAUGUGCUACGUGUGGCAGGAAGUUUCAGAAGAAGGCUCAUCUUUCAAGACAUGAAAAAAUACACACGGGAGAGAAGCCAUACACAUGUGCCAUAUGUGGUAAGAGGUUUUUACACAAGAAUAGUUUGUUGGCACAUGAAAAAAAACAUACGGGAGAGAAACCACAUAAAUGUGCCUCAUGUCAGAAGAGUUUUACUCUAAAAUGUAACUUUUUAAGACAUUUGAAUAUUCAUAUUGGUGAGAAACCACACAAAUGUUCUGUAUGUGAGAAGAGUUUUACUCAGAAAGGUAACCUUUUAACACAUCUGAAAAUUCACAGGGGGUCUGAAUGGAGCGAUGGUAAGUCAGUAAGCAAAGGAGAGUAG
Molecule: messenger RNA, 1553 nt
Organism: Protopterus annectens (West African lungfish)
Lineage: Eukaryota; Metazoa; Chordata; Ceratodontiformes; Protopteridae
Product: gastrula zinc finger protein XlCGF57.1-like
Exons: 2
Coding region: 276-1553 (425 amino acids)
Biological process (GO): negative regulation of transcription by RNA polymerase II
Molecular function (GO): DNA-binding transcription repressor activity, RNA polymerase II-specific
Source: RefSeq, a predicted model, not a curated record